CAUUUCACUUCGGGAGCGUAGGUUUCGUUGAGCACGGAGCGAACUUGUUUAUUUGACAAAAGUUGAACGUUAAAUGAGGAAACUGCUCGAACAAGAGCUCUUUUUAUGCGCUUGCCAACCCUUGUUUUCUCUCAUCUUAAGAGCAAGAGGGAAUGCGUGGAUGAAAAAGUAGAAAUAGGGACGUUGAGCUCGAAAACGCUCAUUCGUGAUCGUCAAUUUGAAGUGAACAUCGUGAACGUACAAUCCUGUGCUCAUCAUGACUGGAAGAGGAAAGGGAGGAAAAGGUCUGGGUAAAGGAGGAGCCAAGCGUCACCGAAAAGUGCUGCGGGAUAACAUCCAGGGCAUUACCAAGCCCGCCAUCCGCCGUUUGGCUCGGCGCGGAGGAGUGAAACGUAUCUCCGGUCUCAUCUACGAGGAAACCCGUGGCGUCCUGAAAGUAUUUCUGGAGAAUGUGAUUCGUGAUGCGGUCACUUACACUGAACACGCCAAGCGUAAGACCGUCACCGCUAUGGAUGUGGUGUAUGCUCUGAAGCGUCAGGGCCGCACUCUGUACGGUUUUGGAGGUUAAAUUUAUCUCUAUAAAACUUCCAUGUGGAGUCUCAAAUCAAACGGUCCUUUUCAGGACCACAAUACAUUACUCAAGAGCUGUGUCUUUCGCAACAUUAAAAUGUUUUAUUUGAGAGAAAAAAUGUCUAUGAUGGCUUCGAAUGGUGUGCGUAUAACAUUUUACUCGCAUAACAAGCACUCACACUGCUGUAUAUUCAGUGCAUUUACAUGAAAUGGCGUUUUGUAAAUGUGCCUUUUAAACGUAUGUGCAUGCGUUUGAAGCGUACAUAAAAGCGA
Anopheles coluzzii is the source of this 843-nucleotide messenger RNA. Its product is annotated as histone H4. Gene Ontology annotation, molecular function: DNA binding; protein heterodimerization activity; structural constituent of chromatin. The transcript has a single exon. Bases 257 to 568 code for a protein of 103 amino acids. NCBI's taxonomy places the organism in Eukaryota, Metazoa, Arthropoda, Insecta, Diptera, Culicidae. Gene Ontology annotation, cellular component: nucleosome. The record is from RefSeq and is a predicted model, not a curated record. Gene Ontology annotation, biological process: nucleosome assembly.